Molecule: messenger RNA, 4152 nt
Organism: Chara braunii
Lineage: Eukaryota; Viridiplantae; Streptophyta; Charophyceae; Charales; Characeae
Source: the annotation of a GenBank genome assembly
UGUAGUUCAACAAGCCGUCCCGCAGCAGGGCAAGUGCGGAGUUCAACAUCAACACUUUCCACCUUCCACCUUCCACCUUCCACCUUCCACCUUCCACCUUAUUCCGGUCGGUACAUACUUUGCCUCGUGCCCGUCUCUGUGGCCGAGCGAGCGAACGAGCGAGCGAGCGAGCGAGCGAGAGCGAGAAACCGAGAGAGAGAGAGAGAGAGAGAGAGAGAGAGAGAGAGAGAGAGAGAGAGAGAGAGAGAGAGAGAGAGAGCGCUGCGGUGCUUCGAGAAUGGCGUCGCCAUCGGGAACGUGCAGGCGGUUUCUUCUCCCGGCUCUUUUCGUAAUCGCACUUGUCCUUGUAUUGCUCGCGCCGGCGGAAGGUCAGACCGGAGGAGGAGAGCUUUACAACGAGAACCCUGGCGCUACACAAAUUCCUCCGAUUUCGGAUCCUUCAGCUGUUCAUAAUCAAACGACAGAUUGUUUUGCCACUGGAGGCUGCGGUGGUGGGAGCGGUAGCGGCGGCGGUAGUGGAAGUGGCGGUGGGGGCAGCGGCGGAAGGAGUGGCAAUGGAGAAGGGGGCUCUGGCGGCGAUAGCAGCGGCAGCGGCGGAGACAGCGGGAGCGGGAGCGGUGAUAGCGGGGGCAGUGGCAGCGGAAGCGGCGGGGGAGGCGGAGCUGGAGAUGAUGGCGGUAGUGGUGGCGAUGGCGGCGGUGUCGUUAUUGGUGGCGGUGGAGCAGGCAGCGGCGGGCAGGGCGGCGGUUCCGGAAACGUUGACAACGGCGGCGGAUCCGAAACCAUCGGUCCGGGAACUUUCAUCGAGACGACGGGGAAGCUUAUCGAGUGUUUCCAAGGCUUCGCUUAUCAGACAAGAUUGGAUCAGUAUAAGUGGGUUAGCGAAAUUGGCGAGCGCUUUUACCUGAAACCGUGUCGAAAAUACUGUUUGAAGAUUGUGUUCAAUGGUCAAGAUCUUGCUGGCUGGAAUAACACGAACAAUUUUUAUGUGUCGACGUGCCGAGACUCGAAAGUACCAUAUGAAUGUGGACAGAACGUCCGAGCAACCGAGUUUAUUAACACUUACAACAUGGCUGUGAAGAGGACGGUCAUUCCGAAGUAUUUGUACCAGGCAUAUUACGAUUACGCCCGCUCUAACGACCCCGUGGAUGGGAGGGUGCAAUGCUGUGACUCGCGAUACUGCAAUGGUGCUGGAAGGCUCGUUGGGGCAAGGUCAGCUGUUCUUGGCGUACUUAUUGCAUUGUUGACUGUGCUCCUUCUCCUGUGAACAAGUGUGCGCUAACCGGCGUCGGCAGCGCAGCCACGUGCUCAUUCGUCCGAUGGUAAUGGGCAUUGGCUGGAUUCUAUUGCAAGGCAGUUUCCCCUUUUCCUCUCAGAAGAUCUUCCAUUAUGCCGUGCUUGUGGGUGGAUCUGACGCCCAAUGGGCUUACAGGCCAAACGGAUUUGCGGCUUGCCAGCAUCCUGAUGGUUUAUCACCGUAAAGUGGAGACGUGUACAAGGUUUUCUAUCCUCGGCAAUCGGGCGCGGGUACUCCCUAGAUGGUGCAAGUGUCAGAUAGCUGAGAGCACGGACUGCCUUAGACCUUCAACUGAUGACAGCAGCAGGCAGAUAGCAGGUCUGCUGGACGAGAGUCUCACGUUUCUUCUGUUUGAAAAUGUGCUGCACUGACGAAGAGUGGGACAAUGUAGAUGGAGGGAAUGGGUGAGGUCAUUUAGUGUAUGUGAGAACCCCUGGCAAUUUCGACCUGGAGUUUUGCAGACGGUUGCAGCAAUGGACAAAUGCGCAGGGGAGCCUGAACUGGAGGAACAUCAAGUGGUUUGUUACUCAGCUGAUGGUUGCGGCCUGCUCUCUUCGUUCGCUUGGUGAUUGUGCACGCUCUUUGAGUGAGACUCAGUCGUUGCUUCAAUCCUAGUUGGUGUGCAUCUGUUCACUUUUCGCAUGCCCAGAUAGCGCCCAUUCCUUUCUGUAGAAUGUCGUCAAUCGCGUCUGUUGGGAGUUCUUUUUCUUUGGGAACGUCUCAGCGUGUGUUCGUUUGCAGCCAGCUGUCGAUGAGUUACUCCCCUUUCGGUCGAGCUGCGAGAGUGCGAUUUGGAUCCGAUCGAGUUCGUACUGCAAGAACUCUCGACUUUCCUUCUGUCAAAUAUUUAUGCUGGCCGAAUCCUUUCUCGAAUUGUUUCAUCUUUUUUGGUAGUGUGCAUAAGCCGUUUCGUCAUCCUUGGAGGUUUUGCAUCUGCGACAAUUGGCUUUACGCUUGUUCCGAACCCGGUUUCUGCUUUCGUUUCGUGUCACUGAGUGCUGUAUUUUUCUCAUGUUGUUGAAGCUGUGUCUCCUAUCCCGUGCUGCAUUCGUGAUGCCAGUCCGUACUCAUUAGUAUCGGCAGCACAGUAGCUUUAGGGAGCACAUUAGCUGGGUGCAGUAUGCACGUCCACACACUCGGUCACUGCUGGCGAGUGAUGCCUUGACACGAUUUUCAUGGAACUAAUUGCGAUGAAUACACACAUCCAUGGAUUGGUAUCCGGUAUCGUGUCUGUGUAUGCGAUCCAACUCGUACUUGGAAAAUAGGCGGCUGUAGAGAAAUCAGUCCGUUCCUUUGCGUUAGUUCCUGGUCGACUUGGUGUGGAUUAUCGUUUUGCCUUUAUUCUAUAUUACGGGGAACUUGUCAAUCUGUGGCUGACAAGUGGGCAAUCUGUGACUUUAUUCUAAGUUCAAACGUCGAACGAAAUAUGGGCACAGGACAAGCGGGAAGGGUUGGGACCGAGGAGGACGGCAGCAAGUGACGUCACAAAUUGUACAAACAGUAUGUCGUUUGCUAUGAUGGGUCUCCUACAUGUGAAAACUGUGAAGUUGAUUGCUCUUCAGUUCCCCUACUACGGCGGCUCUUAAGGAGGGAAUUGCCUUUGAGCGUUUCAGAUGGAUAUGCAAAGCCUGUGAGAGUUGUUGAGUUGUCCAGGAUGUUCAUUUGUGCUGUGUGACAACGGUCUCCAAUAAUGAAUGAAUGUCCUGGCUGGUGUUGUGGAGUUAUCGAGGAGAGGUCGUAACUUGCCUUUUGAGGGUUGAAGCUAGGUAGGCCUAGCUAGCAUUUAAAGUGUGCAAGUUAGGAGGCUGCUCUCUCUGGUGGUGUGUUGGUUCUUGCUUUGGCAUGUUCGUCUGUGCUUUGUCAUGAAGGUUUCCGAUCUUGAGCGCCUUCAGCUUGCCGGUGUUAUGGAGCUGUUGACGAGAGGCCAUAAAUCGACUUUCACGAGUGCAAGUUAGGAGGCGGCUCUCUCCCGUGGCAUGCCAAUUUGUCCGUUGUCACAAAGGUUGCUGAUAAUGAACGCCUUGGCUGGUGUCCAAACUCAAGGUAUUGCCACAGACAGGGCCGUCUAUGUGUAGCUAUAGCGCAAGUUAGGAAUUCUCCCGUCUCUGUGGAAAUGAAGAACCUCAAGGCAAUUCCACUUCCUUGCCUCGCCAGCGCUUCCGAAGAGCAACAGAGAGCAGUCUCUCUUUGACAUUUGUGUUUGUGUGACAAGGGUGUGUUUGUGCGAGGGAGGGAGAUGGUUUAGGGGUAGGUGGGGCUGUAGGGAGUAGAGAAGGCAAGAGUGCGUGGCACGUGCAGAGGGAGAGGGCAGUAGCACCCAGUAGACGCAUCAAAGUAGAUGAAAUUGACGGAAGUUGAGGAGACGGUGGAAAGAUGGUAGGUGAUGCGGUGCGUCAGGAAUUGAAGAUAAAAAGGCGAAGGGAAUCACAAUGUGAUCAUUGUGAAGACAUGAAUGCAGGACAAUGUGUUUCUUUAAGAUUGCGUGGGAGAAGUUUAUCCUCGUUUUUGAAGUCUUGACGCUUUUGUUUAGAAGUCGAGACCAAUGAUGUCGCUUUCAUGCUUUUGUUUUCUUCAUAGAAAUCACCUGAUGAAAAGCAGCAAAUCGAUGACCGGACCAUUUUAACACUUUUGUUUAGAAGUAGAGACCAAUCGUGUCGCUUUCAUGCUUUUGUUAUCUUCAUAGAAAUUACCUUAUGAAAAGCAGCAAAUCGAUGGCCUGACCAUUUUAACAUGACAAAUCCCCUCCCUCCUUCCAUUCCCUCCUCUCUCAGGCAAACCAUUCGACAAUUUGAAGCCCUGGACAUUUCUUAAAUUUGGGGGGUGAAAUAACCAUUCGUUCUGAUUGUCCAGGGAUU